GUUCAAUGCAUUACUCACUGCGAUCCGGUUAUGCAGUUGACUGUUGCAGAUGAAAGCCUGCAUGCUCCUCUGCGUCUCCAGUUUACUGCGUAGUCGGAUUGCCGCUAGUGAUGCUUUGAGACUUAGUAGUAGCGCGAUGGGAAGUGUUCGCGAUGCAGUUUGUGGACCUCGAUUUCUGCUUCUUCUUAGCGUUCGCCACGCAUACGAAAUCUCCUUAUGCUGCGUCGGCCUACCUACCUUCAACAGGUCUUUUGCUCAUUUCCGCACACACCUGAUUGAUCCAUGCACAUAUGUUUUUGUUCAGACUCUUAUACUGUGUGCUGAUCUUGAUGCAAAUCAGUCCAUUGGAAGACGGUCGCUGCUGCUUGGCUACCAGGGAUGGUGCGAGGUUGUCGUUUAUAAGUGUCUGUUUCUACUUACCGACAAGAGCAUACAUCUCAGUCCAGUUAAAUCGAGUAGCUUGAGUCGUCCAUGCUACCUUCAGCAUGGACGAUGGAGGCAGAUGGAGGCAGCAUGGAGGCAGGAUUUAAGUACGUAGCAUGCACUCUUGUCAAGCUUGUGGAGCAGGCGAAGAUUGCUACCUUAACGUGCACGGUCUAAUACUUCACUUCUGCAACUGUCAGUGACAACCAGGCUAUGACCGACACUCGAUGAUAGUUGCAACCGAGUUGUGUUCACAGAUAGCCAAGAAGAAGGAGCAGUUUCUUCGUAUGGAUCAGUGACAAUACACUAGCGCACACAAGCAAGCAAUAUGAAUGCCUACACUCUUCUCUAAGAAACUCUUGGUGCUCGGAGAUAACAGGGAAAAUUAUAUAUAGUCGAUGCCAAGCUUUGAUGUAAGAAGCCCCGAAGUGGCCGAACUUGCAUCAUUGUUGCUGGAUCAGUACAUGUCAAAUAAUAACACCCAAACCCUCACAAUUGCAGCAGGGUACAGAAAGCACACCUUGUAGCAAUCUUGGGAAGACAUGAAAGUAUCAGCUUAAGGUCGUUCCGCUUGUGUGUCUCGAUGCGACUUUGAUGUUGCUGUUGCAGGAGGUCGGAUCCAUGCCCAAACCAAUAUCAUCAUGUUUCCACAUUUCAAAGAAGAACCGUUUUCCACUCGUAGACCUGUUUCUCUCUUCACAAAGACUUUCAAAUUU
Molecule: messenger RNA, 1139 nt
Organism: Marchantia polymorpha subsp. ruderalis
Lineage: Eukaryota; Viridiplantae; Streptophyta; Marchantiopsida; Marchantiales; Marchantiaceae
Source: the annotation of a GenBank genome assembly